CGAGACAGGCAAUCCAAUUCUUUGAGUGGUCAAGCCGUGCCUGCUCGACAUGCACCCAGGUCGCUGUCAUGGCCUGUGGCUUGUGGAGGACCCUGCUGGCCCCGCAAGCCCCGGCAAGGGCCAGAACAAUGCGUGACAGAUGCGCACACGCAGCCAGCCACUGUGGCAGAAAUUUAAGGAAAGGCACAUUUAAGGUUCGUCUGGCCCGAGGAGAUGCAACAUGCGUGGCCCGGACAGGGUGCUGCCCAGACCCACUUGCCGGUCCAGUCUCGCCUCCACUUAGGAUCGUGGGAGGUGCGUCACCGAGAAGAUAUCUCGUCGCACGCUCUCUCCACCGACGAUGGACGGCGACAGGCUGUUGAAGGAGGCCCUUGCGGACGGCCAGGAGAUCAGCUCCGGCAAGCCCACGCUGCAGCAGCUGGCGCGCCAGCGGCUGCCCAUCACCGUGCCAUGGAGCCCCGGGCUGGACGUCUACCCCGGCCAGACGUUCCACUCGCGCCUGUACCGGACCGCGGACCCCUGGGCGAAGCGGUCGCCGUUCGAGGGCUGGUCUGGCGAGCACGGCGCACCGCUUGCCUGCGGCCAGGGCGGGCAGAUGGUCUAUCUCUGCGCCGACGGCGGCACCACGGGCACGUUUAGGUCCGCAAAGACGCAGUCGACUGUAGUGAAAGAGGACCACGAGAGCUACGGGUUCUCGGCCACCGUCGAUCUGGGCUUCUGCAACGCCUCGGGCUCCCUCCAGUACGACCGCAACAUCUCCACCAACAACGAUGACAUCAAGACAUCCGUGCGGUCCAGCUACCGGUGCGGGUCCAUCCUCAUGCGCACAGCCCCCGCGCUCAGCCAGGAGGCGGGCCUUGCACUCAAGUACGGCGACGGCAUCGACGAGUUCGAAGAGCGCUUUGGCGACUACGUCCUCUUUGGCUUCAACCUGGGCGCCGACAAUGCCAUGAUGGUCUCCACCAGCGCGGCGUCGCUCAGCACCCAGGAGCGCAAGUCGCUCACGGUGAAGGCGACCGCCUUACUCUUUGAUGUCGAGUACACCGAGCACUUUGACUCGAGCUCGUACGCGGCGACGAGCGCCCUGUCGAUCAACGGCUACGACACCCUGGCGGGCACGACGCUGAACCAGUCGACCAGCUGGAAGAGCUCGGCCUCGGUGGAGUUUGACGAGGUGCAGAGGAAGACGAAGUCCAUGCGCCUCCUGGGCGACACGCUCCCCAGCCGUGUGGAAGCCAAGGCCAGGGAGGCGGGGCUCCCCCUUGGGCGCAACAAUGCCGAGGGAGAUGACGACGCAGCGGGAAGAGGACUCGUCGACUUUGCACCCAUCGCCGGGCUCGAGACAGCGGUGGACCGGGACACGUGUCGCAGGCUCUUUGCGAGCGGCUUGGUCGUCGAGGUCGUCUUGAUGCCCUGCCGGUCGCUGCGGAGCGUGCAGAAGUGGAUGUGCUCCGACGAUGUGAUUUGAAGUGCUCGAACGAGCGAAGAGUAAGUCCGGCAAACGCACGACGUCGCACGGGCACACGAACGCGGGACUGUCUUUGUACUGUACAA
Messenger RNA from Acaromyces ingoldii, 1554 nucleotides. RefSeq lists its product as hypothetical. Lineage: Eukaryota; Fungi; Basidiomycota; Exobasidiomycetes; Exobasidiales; Cryptobasidiaceae. The record is from RefSeq and is a predicted model, not a curated record. Bases 341 to 1468 code for a protein of 375 amino acids. The transcript has 3 exons.